Molecule: messenger RNA, 280 nt
Organism: Symbiodinium pilosum
Lineage: Eukaryota; Dinophyceae; Suessiales; Symbiodiniaceae
Source: the annotation of a GenBank genome assembly
GCCAAACAUGUACGCAACUCUGGUGGGUAUGGCCGGCGUCGUGGCGCUUAUCGUCCUCUUCCUGAUUCUUCGAUCGACGAUGCGCCCGAAGCGCGACCAGGAGCAGACAAUGGAGCUCAAGACGACCCAGGCGAAGAAGAAGGUGGUGCCCAGCAUCCGGGGCAUGGAGAGGCUCCGCACCGAGGAUUGCGCGCAGGCGGUGGAGAAGGGAACUGCCACAAAGGAUGCAGAGAACAGGUUCAGGAUGGACUACUGGUCUAUGCCCCUGCGGCAGCUCUCU